Chinchilla lanigera (long-tailed chinchilla) is the source of this 1993-nucleotide messenger RNA. It is a transcript of the gene Gja9, whose product is annotated as gap junction protein, alpha 9, 59kDa. Gene Ontology annotation, biological process: cell communication. NCBI's taxonomy places the organism in Eukaryota, Metazoa, Chordata, Mammalia, Rodentia, Chinchillidae. Gene Ontology annotation, cellular component: connexin complex. The record is from RefSeq and is a predicted model, not a curated record.
AACACGGGGGACCGGCAGCUCCUUGGAGGUAUGCUGGAGGAAGUCCACAUUCACUCCACCAGGACUGGAAAGAUCUGGCUCAUCAUCCUCUUCGUAUUUUGAAUGCCUGUCCUGGGUGUAGCAGCUGAAGAUAUCUACGAUGAUAAGCAGUCUGGCUUCAUCUGUAACACAAAACAACCGGGUUGCAGAAACGUGUGCUAUGAACAGGCCGUUCCUAUCUGGGUUCAGCAGGCUGUAUUUAUGUCUUCAGCAUCUCUAGUCUACCUGAGCCAUCCUUUAUACCAAUAAUGAGUUCUAGAGAAAGAGGGGCAGAGGAUGAAAAUUCAAUUAAGAGAACUGGGGGUAGAGUCUGAAAUGCCUGUGGAUCAAAGGAGACUGGAAGAGCUUUGUCAGUUGGAAGAAAGGAAACUAGAUAAAGCUCCAUGCAGAGGAACCUUGCCUCGCACUUACGUGUUACACAUUUUCACUUGCUCUGGCCAAGCUGGGCUCAUGACUGGACAAUGAGAACCUCUAUUUAAAUGUCAUGGCCACCCAUAUCCAAAUAUAAUUGAUUUUUUUGUCUCAAGACCAACAGAAAAGAUAAUAUUUCUAUUAUUUAUGCAAUCCACAGCCAUUGUUUCACUUUUCUUAAACAUGCUAGAAAUUUUCCACUUAGGUUUUAAAAAAAUUAAGAGGGCCUGGGGUCAGUAUAAAGUGAAGGAUGAAUAUAAUGGAUUCCAUGCAAGUGAUAUAUAUAUUUUUCCCAGUGCUGGGAAUCAAACUCAGGACCUUGCACUUGACAGGCAGGCACUUGUGCCAUUGAUCUAUAAUCCCCGACCCUUUUGAGUUCUAUGUAAGUAAAACAAAAAAACCUAGCCAAGUAUCAGUGCAUAUCUGCAAAUUCACUGAAGCAACAAAGACACUCUCUUCUGCAUCUGAUUAUUAUCUGUUAGUGGAAAAGCACACACACAUAACAGCAUCUUUUGCAUUUCAGCCAGGGGCUGACAAUCACAGUGUAAAUGAGAAAUGCAUUUUGGGUGAACAGGAAACUAAUGAGAUAUUCACAAUGAGUAUUAACUGUAGUCACCUUCAUCACAUCCACUCAAAUAAUAACAAAGACAUAACAUAUUUCGUAGCCACUUAAAGGAGAAGAGAGAAACUGAUGUCGAAGAUAGCAAAAAGAGCCACUGUUCUAGAGGCCACAGUUCUAUUCUCAGUACUGCUAUAGAAACAGAGAACUACAUGGGACAGUCACCUCACAAAGCUUUCUCCCUGCCAGCUACCUGUAUCUGGAAAUCUUGGUGGCUUAGUGCUAUCUGGGGUCCACCUAGAGAAGAUGAAAACCAACGGCCAGAGAGAGAGCUCAGCGGCACAGCGCCUGCCUGGCAAGCACAAGGUCCUGAGUUCGAUUCCUAGUACCAAAAAAAAACCCCAAACCCACCAAUAAGAUGAAAAGCAGGGCCAUCUCCUAACUCUAACCUCAAGGACCAGUGCACAAGAGGGUAAAAUCAGAACCCCUCUUCCUUCAUAGGGAGACUCCCAACCUCUUGAUAUUAAACACUCCUGAUUCUUUGGCAGAAUUGUCCUUUGAGAAUUGUCUUUGCCAGAACUGUCAGAAAUUUGUCCUACUAAGAAGUCUUUCUUGGCUGUACUACUCACUGGCCAUACAGCCUCAUCACAUUAUUUUGAGACAGGGUCUCCCUAUGAGCUUCAGGCGGGCCUUGAACUCACCGUGAUCCUCCUGUCUGAGCCUUCCAGGUGGGGGACUACCGGCAUGUGCCACUUGCCCAGUUUGGACCUAAUAUUCAGUUUUCAGUUUUCUAGCCUUACUGUAAAGCUCCUUUACGGUCUUUGGGAAAACAGGCUAAAGGAAACAACAUGGGUGGCAAUGCAGCUCAGUGCGACAGUUUGUGCACAGGCCCUGGUUUGGACCCAAAGACUAGGGGACAAAAAAAAAAAAAGAUAAGUGUAAAAAUACGUGAUUUGAGCCAGGCCGGGCGUGGUGGUGCACACC